Penicillium paradoxum is the source of this 528-nucleotide messenger RNA. RefSeq lists its product as uncharacterized. The record is from RefSeq and is a predicted model, not a curated record. NCBI's taxonomy places the organism in Eukaryota, Fungi, Ascomycota, Eurotiomycetes, Eurotiales, Aspergillaceae. Bases 1 to 528 code for a protein of 175 amino acids. The transcript is spliced from 2 exons.
AUGCUCCUUCUCGUUAUGAUCCCGAACCACAUCUUAUAUGCCCACCCAGAACUCCCUCAAGGUGUGCCGCCAACGGCCAAAGCCCCUGCUCGCAACAAGGGCCAUGUUCAGCCAUAUGAUUCUGUACCAGUUUCCGAAAAGCGGCAACGAGACGUUCGAGUUUACGCCCCAGAUCAGAAAGCAGGCCAUUGGGCAGGGACGGGCGACUCAUCAUGGAGCCGCCGGAAGGACCAGGACGGAAAGGGUCAGAAACUUGCCAAAAACGAGCAAACCAGGCAACGACAGCAAGAAACUCGUAUCGAUGGCCUUCAAGACUCGCGGGCAGCUGAAAGACAAACACAUUUCCGAUCAGGUCUCGAACUGAUUUUCAAAACAAUGGCGCCUGGGAGAGACACGUACCCUUUCACAGGCCCACUGGUUCUGGUGGCAACUCAUGCAAGCGUUUCGGUCCUGGGAAUCCUGGACGCAGUGGAAUUCAAAUGGAGCGGAGAACCCAGAUGCGGUCCCCUUCUCAAGCCACGCGCGUAG